Erythranthe guttata (spotted monkey flower) is the source of this 1765-nucleotide messenger RNA. RefSeq lists its product as uncharacterized. Gene Ontology annotation, molecular function: ubiquitin protein ligase activity. The record is from RefSeq and is a predicted model, not a curated record. Lineage: Eukaryota; Viridiplantae; Streptophyta; Magnoliopsida; Lamiales; Phrymaceae.
UUACAUGUGUAUACUUUUAUCUUGAAAUUUAACAAAAUUCAACUUGUUUUGUAAUUUAACAAAAAUAGAAUAUUGAAAUUCCAUCAACAUCCCCACCUCUUCUCCUCUUUCCUGUUUUUAACACCUUUUUAUUUCACACCCCACCCCAAUUGUUUCUCUCUCUCUCUAUCUUCUCUCUCUCACAGUCACACACACCACCAGCUCAAAACACAGAAUUUAUUUGAUUUAUUAUAGUAACUCACAAAAAAUCUUCCUUCAAAUUCCAUCAACGUAACAUCCCACUUGCCCCCCAUUCUCCGUCACCUGUUUUCCUUAUACGCAACUCUCUCUCUCUCUCUUCUUUCUCUCUCUAAGUUCUAAGUAGUUUAUUUGGGAAGAAGGAAGGAAGGAAGAAACCAUGCCUGUGGUGGUGGUUGCCGACGACCCAGCUACGGCGGCUGGCGAACAAAUUAGGUGCAGAAAGCCCAGAACUCCUCCGGAUAACCCAGAAACAGAUCCGAAUCCAAUUCGUACGAAAACCACAAUUUCGUCAAUCCUGAUAUCAUCAACAAAUGAAACAACUUCCAAAAAGAAGAACUUCACAUCUGCAACAUUCAGAGGACUAGGCUGCGCCGCCUCCUCACAAGUCUCCGUCCCGGCGGUCAUUAGAACAUCCGCCAAUUGGGAAUCCAAGAAAUUGAAGAAGAAAAGGCUCAAAACCAAGAUAAACACCAACGAUAACCUCCUGCUGCCACCCCCCAUUAUCAGCUCCGAUAGUAGCUCCAGAGACAACCCAUCGUCGAUUUCAAUGGCGUUGUCUUCUUCGAGCUGUGUGGGUGUGCCUGAUGUUUGGUGCGGCCCUGGUUUGGGUCUUGUUACAGAUGCUUCUUCUGUUGAUUGUGUUGUUUCUAGAAGGCCCGCCCGAGGCAAAGUUGACGCUGCUGACAGAAUUCUUCUUGCUCAGAGGGAGCGUCCGUAUAAUAGUGUUAGGCGAAUGGUUAGUCCAGAAGAAAACCCUUUUAUUGAAUCUGACUCUGCCUUUGGAAUAAAUCGAUUUCGAUCCGAUUUUUCUGGAUCCAGACAUCAUCAUCAUCGUCACCAUCAUCAUCUCAGACAUGGUGCUUUCCAUGGAGGACUUGCUGAGAUUGUAAUGCUCCAAAGUAAUCUAAUGAUGGGAGGGAGAUCGGAUAGGCUUGAUAGAUACAGGGAUCUCAGGCUUGACGUUGAUAAUAUGUCUUACGAGGAAUUACUGGAUCUUGGUGAUAGGAUUGGGCAUGUGAGCACUGGACUGAGAGAGGAUGAGAUAACUGGCUGUCUGAGUAAGACUAAACUUGCAAUGUUUGAGGAUUUGUCUCGACAUUUCGCCACUGAAUUGGAGAGAAAAUGCACUAUAUGUCAGGAGGAAUAUGAAGCAGGUGAUGAGACGGGGAAGCUGAAGUGCGGACACUCGUAUCACAUAUAUUGCAUAGAGCAGUGGCUAGGACGCAAAAACACGUGCCCUGUCUGUAAAACACCAGCUCUUUCUCAAUCCUAGUUUACUAAGAAUGGCUUAUCAAUCUACCUCUGCUGCUUUCAUAUCGUCUGUAUAGAUUUUGACAUCUCUGAAAGAAAUAUCAUUCUUUGAACUGGCAAUUUGGUUUGUAAGAUCCCCUGAAAAACAAAAAACGAAAAAAAAAUGCCGUUUUUGUUGUUGGCAAGUGCUGACUUUGGUGUUGAUUGAAAUGUAAACUCAAAAAUCGUUAUAAGAACGAUGGUCCUCUCUGCAGGUUGGUUGUGCUAACUUUCA